This is a messenger RNA of Urocitellus parryii (Arctic ground squirrel), 2133 nucleotides long. RefSeq names its product lamin B2 (gene Lmnb2). Gene Ontology annotation, cellular component: nuclear lamina; nuclear envelope. The record is from RefSeq and is a predicted model, not a curated record. Gene Ontology annotation, biological process: nuclear migration; nuclear envelope organization; heterochromatin formation. Gene Ontology annotation, molecular function: structural constituent of cytoskeleton. Lineage: Eukaryota; Metazoa; Chordata; Mammalia; Rodentia; Sciuridae.
AUGAGCGCGCGGAGCCUGGGCCGCCGUCGGGAGCCGCGCAGGCCGCGAGCCGCCGCCGCCAUGGCCUCGCCGCUGCCCGGCCGCGCGGGCGGGCCCGCCACGCCGCUGUCGCCCACGCGCCUGUCGCGGCUGCAGGAGAAGGAGGAGCUGCGGGAGCUCAACGACCGCCUGGCGCACUACAUCGACCGCGUCCGCGCGCUCGAGCUGGAGAACGACCGGCUGCUGCUCAAGAUCUCCGAGAAGGAGGAGGUGACCACGCGCGAGGUGAGCGGCAUUAAGGCGCUGUACGAGUCGGAGCUGGCGGACGCCCGCAGGGCCCUGGACGAGACUGCCCGGGAGCGUGCCCGGCUGCAGAUCGAGAUGGGCAAGCUGAGCGCGGAGCUGGAAGAGGUGCACAAGAGUGCCAGCAAGAGGGAAGGCGAGCUCUCGGUGGCCCAGGGCCGCGUGAAGGACCUGGAGUCCCUGUUCCACCGGAGCGAGGUGGAGCUGGCCGCCGCCCUCAGUGACAAGCGCAGCCUGGAGAGCGACGCGGCCGAGCUCCGGGCCCAGCUGGCCAAGGCCGAGGACGGUCACGCCGUGGCUAAGAAGCAGCUGGAGAAGGAGACGCUGAUGCGCGUGGACCUGGAGAACCGCUGCCAGAGCCUGCAGGAGGAGCUGGACUUCCAGAGGAGCGUGUUCGAGGAGGAGGUGCGGGAGACGCGGCGGCGGCACGAGCGGCGCCUGGUGGAGGUGGACAGCGGCCGGCAGCAGGAGUACGACGUGCGCCUGGCGCAGGCCCUGGAGGAGCUGCGCAGCCAGCAGGACGAGCACGUGCGGCUCUACCGCCUGGAGCUGGAGCAGACCUACCAGGCCAAGCUGGACCAUGCCAAGCUGAGCUCUGACCAGAAUGACAAGGCGGCCAGCGCUGCCCGUGAGGAGCUGAAGGAGGCCCGCAUGCGGGUCGAGUCCCUCAGCUACCAGCUCUCCAGCCUCCAGAAGCAGGCCAGUGCUGCUGAGGACCGCAUCCGAGAGCUAGAAGGGGCCAUGACUGGGGAGCGGGAGAAGUUCCUGAAGAUGCUGGACGCCAAGGAGCAGGAGAUGAUGGAGAUGCGUAAUAUGAUGCAGCAACAGCUGGCCGAGUACCAGGAGUUGCUGGACGUCAAGUUGACCUUGGACAUGGAGAUCAGCGCCUACCGCAAGCUCCUAGAGGGCGAGGAGGAGAGGCUGAAGCUGUCUCCCAGCCCCUCCUCACGGGUCACCAUCUCACGGGCCACCUCGAGCAGCAGCAGCAGCAUGUCCACAGCUGGGCGUUCAAGCCGAAGCAAGCGCCGGCGCCUGGAGGCGGAGGAGCCCCCAGGCAGCGGCUCAAGUGGCAUUGGCUCGGGCAGCAUUGGCUCGGGCAGCAGCAGCAGCUUCCGCCUGGCCCAGCAGGCCUCGGCCACCGGCAGCGUCAGCAUCGAGGAGAUUGACCUGGAGGGCAGGUUCGUGAGGCUCAAGAACAACUCGGACAAGGAUCAGUCCCUGGGGAACUGGAGGAUCAAGAGGCAGGUCCUCGAGGGCGAUGAGAUCGCCUACAAGUUCACACCCAAGUACGUCCUGCGGGCCGGCCAGACAGUCACGGUGUGGGCAGCUGGUGCUGGGGUGGCCCACAGCCCCCCCACCCUGGUGUGGAAGAGCCAGAGCAGCUGGGGCUCGGGCGAGAGUUUCCGCACUGUACUGGUCAACGCCGAUGGAGAGGAAGUGGCCACAAGAGCAGUGAAGCAGUCUUCUGUGGUGCGGGAGAACGAGAACGGGGAGGAAGAGGAAGAGGAAGCCGAGUUUGGCGAGGAGGAUCUUUUCCACCAGCAGGGGGACCCACGGACCACCUCGAGGGGCUGCUGCCUGAUGUAACGGAGCACUCGGCAUCCACACACUGUUCCUCACCCAGAGCCACUGAAAACUAUUUUUCUAUCAUUGGCUUUCCUUAGUCUUUGGUCUGUUUCUAGCUGAUUUUUAAGCAAACUGCCAACUCACGCGGGUCAGCAUAGCCUUGACCUCACCUGGGCACACCUUGCCACUUCAGACUCCCACCCUCGCCAUCCCACGGCCUUCCACCCCCGGGGACCCUGGGGGCUGAGGGGCUGGGCCUGGGUGCUGUGGCGGACCUGGCCUGAG